Molecule: messenger RNA, 372 nt
Organism: Knipowitschia caucasica
Lineage: Eukaryota; Metazoa; Chordata; Actinopteri; Gobiiformes; Gobiidae
Source: the annotation of a GenBank genome assembly
AUGCCUUUGGGACAAGCCCCUAGCGCCUCUGUCCAUCUCAUGCCCUGUGUGAUCAAUCACAAUGGACCUGCACAGAUCACGGAGUAUUUCUCCGCCACAGUAAAAGACUGCAAGCAUGAGAAAACAGUGUCAUUUCGGGGCCGAGGUCUUAAAGGAAAAGAGAUCAGCUGUCCACAACAUUACACCGGUCUUGUGGUGAAAGAAGUCAACAGGCCGGGUUCAGAGCACGAGGACAGAACAGUUCGAGUAUCCUCAGUGUUUGACAAGCUGACGUAUUGGAAUCUGGAAACUCCACCGAGCUCAGAUGACACAAUUGUGAUGUCCAUGGAUUGGCCUGAGUUGGCAGAGGCAAUACAUGGACCAGUAAAUUAA